Trifolium pratense (red clover) is the source of this 1285-nucleotide messenger RNA. Its product is annotated as phosphoglycolate phosphatase 2. Bases 143 to 1048 code for a protein of 301 amino acids. Gene Ontology annotation, molecular function: phosphatase activity. The transcript has 11 exons. Lineage: Eukaryota; Viridiplantae; Streptophyta; Magnoliopsida; Fabales; Fabaceae. The record is from RefSeq and is a predicted model, not a curated record.
GGAUUAGUCACCUUAAUUAUAAAAUAAAAAAAAAAUAAAAAAAUAAAAAAAAGGAAAGAAACGUGUGGCUUGGAUGGUUAGUUACGCAAAGAAGAAGGAGGGAAAAAGUAAGGGAGCACGCAGAUUGCAGUGAAGAGCUUUGAUGAGUUCGUCGUCGCAGCGUCUUUCAGUUAAUAAUUUGAAAGAUCUAUUUGAUUCAGUCGAAGCUUUUCUCUUCGAUUGCGAUGGUGUGAUUUGGAAGGGUGAUCAACUUAUCGAUGGCGCUUCUCAAACUCUCCACAUGCUUCGCUCCAAGGGGAAGAAGUUGGUGUUUGUCACCAAUAAUUCUUGGAAGUCUAGGAGCCAAUUCGCUGAAAAGUUCAAAUCUUUGGGAAUUUCUGUUUCCCCGGAUGAGAUAUUCUCGUCGUCUUUUGCAGCUGCUAUGUACUUGAAGCUCAACAAUUUCCCUACCCAAAAGAAGGUUUAUGUGAUUGGUGGGGAUGGUAUACUGGAUGAGUUGCAGCUUGCUGGCUUCACAGCUUUUGGUGGUCCUGGUGAUGCAGAUAAAACAAUAGACUGGAAGCAGAGUGGAAUUUUUGAACAUGAUAAGAGUGUCGGAGCUGUAGUGGUUGGUAUAGAUCCAAAAAUUAACUAUUACAAGCUCCAGUAUGGAACCCUUUGCAUACGCGAAAAUCCAGGAUGCCUUUUCAUUGCCACCAACCGUGAUGCAGUUGGGCAUAUGACUCCUUCCCAAGAAUGGCCUGGAGCGGGGUGUAUGGUUGCGGCCGUGUGUGGAUCAACCCAGAAGGAGCCUGUUGUAGUCGGGAAACCAUCAACCUUCAUGAUGGACUUUUUACUUGAGAAAUUCAAUUUAAGUUGCUCCAAGAUGUGUAUGGUGGGUGAUAGAUUAGAUACCGAUAUAUUGUUCGGACAAAGUGCUGGUUGCAAAACUCUUUUAGUGCUUUCAGGUUGCACAACUCAAUCAGCUCUACAAGACCCUUCAAAUAAUAUUCAGCCGGACUAUUACGCGACCAAAAUUUCUGAAAUGCUUGAAUUAUUGGGAGCAUAAAUUGGUUUUUUUUUCUUCCCCAAUUUAGACACUCCUUUCAUCCCAUUGAGACUGCAGAAUAAUGCUUUCCACAUUGAUACAAUUUUCACAAUUUAUGUGGUUGGUACCUCAUUUUCUGCCACCUUAAUUUUGUGGUAGUUUAAACCAAACAUCCCAUGUGGGUAAUGGGUUUGCAACAAUCUUCCCUCAUUAUUUAUCUAAUGUGUUAAUUGCCAUUUAUGCAGUACUUUUACCAUA